AUGUCAACCACAACAACUGUCGAAGUUGAAACACAACCCGCCGGGGAGAACAUCGAACUCCGGCAUCUCGGCCCCAGCAGCUCUUCCGGCCGCCAAAUCGGCGCCGAGUCCAAAGAGGCGUCUCACGUAGAGGCGGCACCACAUGUUUCAGACGGUGGUGACGGUGGCGAGCCACCGCCAGAUGCCCUGGCGGAGGUUGAGAGGUGGAAUCGGCCUGUCAAGAAUAUUGGCCGGCUUGCGUUUGCGUUUGUAUCCUUUGCCAUUGCGGGGAUGAACGACGCUGCAGUUGGUGCUUUAAUCCCAUAUCUCGAAGAGUAUUAUAAUCUCAGUUACACCGUCAUAUCCCUAAUCUUUCUUACUCCCUUCGUUGGCUACUCCAUCGCUGGUUUUACCAAUGCCCGCAUCCAUGUCCGGUUCGGCCAGCGAGGCGUGGCCAUCAUGGCGCCCAUAUGCCAUCUCAUCACGUUUGCAAUCUUGGCCUCGCACCCCCCAUAUCCCGCUCUCGUUGUGUGCAAUGCCAUCAGCGGAUUUGGCAACGGUCUGACGGAUGCCUGUUUCUGUGCCUGGGUCGGCGCCAUGGACAAAGCAAAUACGAUCCAAGGUUUUCUACAUUCGUGCUAUUCGCUUGGCGCUUUGUUUUCGCCGCUCAUUGCUACCUCAAUGGUCGUCAAGGGUGGUCUUCCUUGGUAUACUUUCUACUAUCUGAUGAUUGGCAUGUCUGGUCUGGAAUUUGCUGGGCUCGUCAUGGUCUUCUGGGACAAAACAGGCGCCGUGUACCAGGAGGAGCAUGCCCACGAAAAUGCAGAUGCCGGUGCUGCUGGCGCAGGUACUCGCGAGGCAAUGAAGUCGAAAGUCACUUGGCUUUGCGCACUCUUUUUCUUUGCCUACAUGGGCGUGGAGGUUGGUCUCGGAGGCUGGGUCGUCACAUUCAUGCUCCGCGUUCGCCAUGCUUCGGCCUAUGCAUCUGGAAUUUCAGGCUCAGGGUUCUGGGCGGGCAUGGCGCUUGGCCGUGCCGUCUUGGGAUUCGUGACGGAGCGAUUCGGCGAGAGACUCUGCCUAUCAAUCUACCUUGGGAUCUGCCUUGGCCUCCAAUUGCUUUUCUGGCUUGUUCCCCAAUUUGUCGUUUCUGCCGUUGCAGUCGCUUUUCUGGGCUUUUUCUUAGGCCCAAUGUUUCCAGGCGCUGUCAUGGUGACGGCCAAACUUCUGCCCAAACGCAUCCACGUCAGCGCCAUUGGAUUUGCCAUGGCUAUGGGCGGAACAGGAGGCACGGUUUUCCCCUUCAUAAUCGGCGCGAUUGCAUCCCACAAGGGUGUUUCCGUCUUGCAGCCCAUUAUCCUGGCGCUCAUUGCCGUGAUUGCGGCAGUUUGGUUGAGUUUCCCCCGUAUUCAGAAGCGAGACUAA
Trichoderma virens Gv29-8 is the source of this 1401-nucleotide messenger RNA. RefSeq lists its product as uncharacterized. Lineage: Eukaryota; Fungi; Ascomycota; Sordariomycetes; Hypocreales; Hypocreaceae. Gene Ontology annotation, biological process: transmembrane transport. Bases 1 to 1401 code for a protein of 466 amino acids. The transcript is spliced from 5 exons. Gene Ontology annotation, molecular function: transmembrane transporter activity. The record is from RefSeq and is a predicted model, not a curated record. Gene Ontology annotation, cellular component: membrane.